GCCCCCUGGAGGGCCGGUCUCCGCGGAGCUCGCCUCGGCAGGCCGCUCCCGCAGCGGGAGCUCUGGCCGCGCCGUCCCGCCGAGCCGCCGGCGCAGCGGGCGCUGAGGGACGGUCCCUCUGCCGUACCAGCCGCCCGUGGCGCGAGGGGGGCGCGGACAGGUGCUGCUGCCCAUGCUGCGGUGGCUGAUCGGUGGCGGCCGGGAGCCGCAGGGCCUGGCGGAGAAAUCAUCUGUACAGACAAUUGGUGAAGAUCAAAUACAGAAUCCUUACACGGAGCUCCUUGUAUUGAGAGGUCAUCAAGAUAUAGUACGAUUUCUAGUGCAAAUAGAUGACUGCAGGUUUGCAUCUGCAGGAGAUGAUGGAGUUGUAUUUCUGUGGAAUGCUCAGACCGGAGAAAAACUUUUUGAACUUCGUGGACACACACACAAAAUUACAGCUAUAGCACCAUUUUCUUCGCCAGAUGCUUCUGAAGAAAAAAAAUAUUUGAUUUUAACAGCAUCAGCUGAUAGAACAGUUAUUAUUUGGGACUGCACUAGUGGCAGACAAGUUCAGAAAGUGUCAUGUUUCCAUUCUACUGUAAAGUGUUUGACAGUUCUUCAAAGACUGGAUGUAUGGUUGUCUGGAGGGAGUGAUCUAUGUGUUUGGAACCGAAAAUUAGAUCUCUUGUGUAAGACCAGUCAUCUUACUGAUGCAGGUAUCAGUGCUUUGGUUGAAUUGCCUAAAAAUUGUGUGGCGGCAGCUGUUGGCAAAGAGCUAAUAAUUUUUAGGUUGAUUGCUGCUGUUGAUGGGUCUGAAGGUUGGAAUGUCCGUGAAGUAAAACGCCUUGUUGACCAUCAGGAUAACAUUUUGUCGUUAGUCAGUGUCAAUGACUUGACUUUUGUGACGGGUUCUCAUGUGGGUGAGUUAAUAGUCUGGGAUGCACUUGACUGGACAAAGCAGGUAACUGAGUGCAACUUCUGGGACUCCUCUGUCCAUCCAGAUGUACAGCCAGAAAUAAAGUUAUCCCAAAGCCCAAAUGAAACUUCAGUUCAACACUUAACAUCUGAUGAGGAGUGUGUGUUUGCUGCUGUUGGAAAAGGCAUAUACGUAUAUAAUCUUCAAAUGAAGCGUGUGAUUGCCUGCCAGAGAGCUGCUCAUGACUCCUCUGUACUGCACAUUGAGAAGCUUCCAAACAGGCAGUUGAUCUCCUGUUCAGAAGAUGGCAGUGUGCGCAUUUGGGAGCUUCGAGAAAAGCAGCAGCUGCCAGCUGAACCAGUUCCAACAGGGUUUUUCAGCAUGUGGGGGUUUGGAAGGGCAAACAGGCAGGCAAACCAAGCUGCUAAGAAGGUACAGGAGAAUACACCUAUGUAUUUCUUGGAGUUGGUUGGUGAUUUGAUUGGUCAUUCAUCAGCUGUGCAGCAACUGGCCAUCUAUGCAAGACUUCGCGGGAGUCUCUAUGAUGCCUAAUCCCAGAGUAUCUGAAAUGCCACUCAAAGAUCAGAGACCCCAGCAAGGCUUCAAAAAGAGACAACCGUCAUGUGAAGAACCAGAAACACCAUAAAACUGAUAUUCUCAACAAAAGGACCAAUUUGCAUACAUUCUGUCAUAAAGACAGGAUAUAUGCAGCCUGUCUUUAGCAAAAUAAAAUGAAAAGUGCAGUUCUCCAGAAUUAAAAAAUUAUCCCUCUACAAAAUUACUGGAAUACAAUGUCUGUCUUAAUUCUUUUCUUUACCACAGAUUUACAAGACAGCUUGGAUCUUAAUUUGUUUUAGUCCAGACUGGAGAAACUGAAAGCAUUUUUCUCUGUCAACAGCUAAGAGCAGGGCAUAACAAAUGUAUGUUAUUUUAUUUAUUUAUUUGAUAGGUCUUCUCUUUCAGACUCCUUUCCUACAUUAAUAUUUGGUGGAGUGUAACGUAAGGCACUUGAAUGGGAGCAAACAUUUGUACACAAACAUAGCUGUGAGUGGCAGUAGCUGACAAGACAACUCUGCUUGCAUUAAAUACCAACCACCAAGUUGGAAACUUUGCUAGUGCCACCUAGAGUGCAUAAAAGCUAAUCUGUGCCACACUAGUUUUAGCUGAAAAUAUUUAAAUGCCUUCCUUCACCUCGUGGUCUCUCCAUCCAGAUGUGCUACACAUCACACCAUCACAAACAGCAUGAUACACCUGGAUUAUUUUUCCUACACUCAUCACAUACUGGUAUAUGCCUAUGGCUCUGGGAAUUUAUUCUUCAAGCACAACCACAGACUGCAGGGAAGGAUAACCUACAUCACAUAAAUGUGACUCUAAGAUUGCCUGCUUUCACUGCACCAUAGUGAUCAACGUGGUGUCAUAGGAUGUGGCUUCCCAGUCUUGGAAUCUGUCACAGUAAUGAGCAAAACCUAAAUGCCCACAUAAUCUGUAAAACAACAACAUGUUAACUAGUAACAAGGGUUCUUCAGCUUAAUUCACAGGUAUUCUCACCUUCCUGUUGCAGGAAAGAAACUGUGAGAAAGAAAAACUGCAUUUAUUACAGGGACACAGGAGCAAGCAGUUUAAAACACUGUGGACCAGUUUUGAUGGCAGCAACGGUAACGAGAGCAGCAAAUUGCAUAUAUUGUCUCUUACCACCCCUGUCCAUUAUUAUUUGGCAUCUCAGAGCUCUCCAAUGCUGGUACCUAUUCUUAUGCUACUUGGAAAAGCAGGGGAUGUUAAGCAGUCACUUCCCAUGGUCUCCGUAUGUUAUAUCCUUCUAUGUGAAAAUGAGAAGCUGCCUGACAUUGCCCAGCAAUGCUGGCCCAUGUUUCACAGCGGGAAGGGCCUCAGGUGCCAGAAGGUAACAGGGCACAAGAACCUGCUCACUCCAAAUAAGACAGCAGUGCUGCGUCUGGCUCAGAUCACUAGAACCACAAGCUCAAAACUGGCCUUUGGUGCCUCCUUCCUCAGAAAAGAGUGUUACUCCAAACAUCACACAGCAUCAGAAGGGAUUAUCCCUUUAUACUCCACGCUGUUAGUCGAAAGCUAUGUGUGAGCUACUGAGAGCUUGAUGGGGCUGUCUGCAGGUAAGCAAACCUGCCCGAGACACAGGGCGAGGGCUGUGCAGACAUGCUGCAGCAGCUCGGUGCUGGCUGGACGUGACUAGCUCCAGCCCGGGCACUGCAGACAGUUACCUCAGCCCGGUGCUGGGGCCGAACCGAUGGCCUGCUGACAGGUCCUAAACCUGGAAACACCAGGGCAGAUCUGCUGGCACAAAUCAGCACAGUUCCACACUAAUUUCAAAGACAAAGGGGUGCCAAGGUACACCAGCUUCAGGAUGAGACAGAGUGUUCUAAUGCAACAAAGAGAAAUACAUCUCAACUGUGAAUGCAUGGCAAGAACUCUGCACAGGAGACUGAAUUAUUAAUGAUGGUUACAAAUCCAAUUCAUGAUGUGACAUCAGAGCAGCUGGCAUCUGUCAUUGGCCACCUGCUCUGACCACUGACUCAACAGAGGGAAGAGACAACAUUUCAUGUCAGCAAAGAACCAGCCAUGAUCUCAAGCACAGGGGUAUAUAAAGGUAAAUGAUAAUAUUCUAACCUGACUGAGAAUUGUCUCCUGUGUACUUCUCAUCACGGUGACUCUUGUAGAGCUGAAGAUGCACCAAGAGUAAAAUAAAAUAAGGAAAAAGAAUACAAAAAGACUUUAAAAGGGCUACAUUCAACACCAUCCUUAUCCAGCAUUUUCUGUUCUGCUGUUUACAAAAAAAGUGCUUAAAAGACUCUUCAGGCCUAGUAACAUGUAGAGAAAUACUAUGAGCAUUAACAGAUAUGCAAUGCAGAAAAUCACAGAUACCGUAGUGCUUUUAUGUACUAAAUUCCUGUUCAAUGCCUGCGUCUGCAAGAGAACUGACAUUCUUUUUUAGAUAGUUUUAAGUGCAAAUUGCAUAUGAACCUGAAAGAUUCCAGAAAUAAAAUGCAAAAAGAAAAAAAAAUCCUAAGAUGUUCAUUUUUGGCCUCUGUACAGUAAUUUUAAACCCAUUUUCUUAGUACUAGCUCCGCUAAUCUUGCAUACAUCCUUUCAUGAGUCACUGAGGAACUGGACUUCAAAAAAACUCAGUUACAAAAACAACUCUCCAGCAACUGAAGAGUAGAGGUAGGUGUCUUCCUUCAGAACUUUCUUUAUUUCCAAGUAAUUUUUGAUCAGAAAAAGUUAAACACAAAAUCUUUGUGCUUCUGAAACAUCUUGGGUAGCUCCACCAAUAGGUAUUUCAAACUUUCUUAGAAUUUAAAUAGGGUAUUUCCAUCAUCUUAAAAGUCCACACGUACUGCUUGAUUUACAAUAACACAGAUUAAGUGCUCCUCUGCUUUUCUAUCCUGCUCAGAAACAAAAGCAUAGUCUGUCCGGUACAUGACAGUUUAAUAUCUGCUAAUAACUUCUCUCCACUCCUUUGUCAUGUGGUUACAAGAAACUGUUUUGCUGUUAAUAGGAAAACUGAGCAGAAUUUUCAGUACCUCAAGUCUUCCCUCUAAAAUUAGCACAUGAUGUAUUUAGGUAUAGCUAACAGAGACACAGAAAAGGACUAAAAAUAAUGCAUUACUUUUUUUACUCUAGUCACUAUAGAAGAUAUACAUACCCUCUAAUUCAGAUGAAUAAACUUCAGUGCCUAGCACUGCACUUACACAUUAUUCAUUACACAUCACAUUUAGGAGUCCACUAAUGUCAUCUAACUUAUGGCGACUGUUUCCUCUGACCAAAUCCAUCACCUGCCUAUAGCAAAGCACUAGAUUGUGUGGAAGCACAAAAUCCAUGGUUGCAACCUGUGAGUUAAAAGGAGAGCACAGCAAAGUUGCACUUACACCCUUUUAGCAUCUGUAUCAGUUCAUGACUGAGCAUGCUGGAGGGUCCCCACAGGGAUAAUUCAGGAAAGAAAGUAAAGGAAUGAUACAAAUUCUGUUUUCCAUCAUUCUAGCACAUGCUCCACUUUUUUUUUUUUUUUUUUUUUUUUGCUGGUGCAGAGAGGAGAGGAAGAAUGUGGAAGGCAAAGAGAAUGGAAAGGCAAAAAACCAAAAUCCAGGAGUGGCUUUCUGUAAUGAGUAAGAGGGAAAAAAAACCCAGGAAGGGGAAAACCUGUGCUCAUGCUCCAUAUAGAUCUUGUUCAAGGGAGUGUAAGGAAUUAAUCUUCCAGAAAACUGAUUUUAUAAGCUUAAAACACCUGUCUUGUGAUCAUGCAGGAACUCUCAGAGAAAUCAUCUUGUCCAAAGUAAGAUCGAGGAAGCUCAUCAGAUAUGGUACAGUGACACAAGGCAUCUGAACUGCUUGUUCUGGUCCCAAACUGGAGCUUCUAUCAGAGCCCAUGGAUCUAUCUCUGUCUACUGCACAACUGGCAGAAAACAUUGGCACAGUCCUUUAGAGUGCCCUACUAAAAAAAUAAACCACAUUUCAGUUCUGCAUACUUCUCUUACCCCUUCUGCAGGCAUGACCUGAAAGAUCCAGGUAAGGUAACAUAUGAGGGCAGUUACACAGCUAAUCUUGGGCCAAUAUGUUCUUAAGAGGAGAAACGCUACCUCUGUUGUAAAUCUGUGAAUGUGCAAACACUGGACUCUAACCUGCCAGGUCUCAAAUUGGCAAAAACAGCAUUAAUCAUUACCUAGGCUUCAGCACAUGGAAUAGUCACAUGAAAGUCAAUCCCCAUUCAUAAACCUUCACUGUAAGGAUACUUGAUACACUCUGAGAUGUAUUUUCUUCCAUGCAUAAAUACUUGGUUUUUGUAUGUGAUAGAUUUGUCACAGAAAUACAUGAAGGUUCCUGCAGCACAGUGACCUCUAAUCAUACUGUGAUAUCCCUUACCAAGGCUGUUGGUAAUGACAACAUGCAUUUUUUAAGGUGAAACAAUUCAUAACAAUGCAAGGAUGUAAGUCUAAAUGCUGAGAUCAAGCCAUUAAUGAUUAUGUUGAUGCAGUGAAACAUCAGACAUUUGCAUCAAAAUUUGAAUUACGACAGCUUUUACUCCUCUAUAACUAAAUAGUUUGUUCGAUUUCUUCUUGUCCUUCCAUAAGGAAUUAUCUGGGGCUUGAAAAUAAACCUAACAUUUUUUUAGGGCAGAGAAAAGUUGUACUGCUACAGGUAUUCAGACAUGGAUUUUAAGAAAACUGCAAUGUCUGAAUGUUGAUCGGGAUUUAAAACAUCACAUUAGUAUUGCUAGAAAAAUAACUCUUAAAAGUCUCAUGAAUAUAAUACAGAUACUCCUGUACAUCAUCAUCACUGCCCAUCUAAAAUAAAAAAAAAAAAAAGCCAACCCAAACCCAAACACACCCAACCCCCCCAAAUUUCAAGACACUCUUUGAAUUUUUUCAUGCAAUGCCAGAGCACCUGGUGCUCUGCUACAGACAGGAGGUAUUUCCACCACAGAAGUGAAACAGAGUAAUUACCUAGUUCUGUUGAAUGCACCUUGGUUUUUUCCCUAAUGGACCUUAAAUCUCCACAGACCAUGCUUUCUGUUAGGCUGUGGUCUUCAACCUUUGUGGCAGAUCUCUACAUCUGUGGAGAACCCUUCAAGGCCAUAUUCUUUGGGCCCACCAAAUGUGUAAAGCUUCCCAGACCUAUAGCUUGUUGCAUUAGUGCUUUAUUUACCAAUAACUGCUUAUGAACCAAAACUAAAAAUGUUGACUUCCUGGUGCUUUCCAAAGUGCAAUGGGGAUGGUUUCAACAGUCAUAUUUUAUCGAAUACCACCUAUGAACUUCUUCAAAUAGUAAAGGUUUUCCAGUAAUGUGUUAAUAUUCAGUAUUGUUGUACUGAAGAAAGGGCAACUACAAAUAGGAGUGACUUUCUAAAUACCUUUUAGGCACAAGUGUCUUAAUCCACAUAAUGGAUAAAAGCACAUUAAAAUUCUAACUAAAAGAAGAUACAUAACCCCUCCUCUAAAGAACAUGGAAACACACCCUGUUUCCAAAGCCCAUCCUCAGCCUAAAAUGUUGCCAGCUAUUGCCUGUGCUUCCCACUUUCUAUCUCACCCCUACAGACCACAGGCUCAAGACAGAUUUCACUCCUUUGCUCACAAAAGUCCAGACUUCUUUACAGGCCCCAUACUAGAGUAUUUUUGAGGCAGACACUUUCAGAGGGAGGGAACCAGGAGCAGAUGACGGCAAACAGCUCCCCAUGCCACCAGCUUUGCUGCAGGACUUGCUUGGGGGGAUUUGUGCCUGGAAUGCAGAGACCCAUGUCAACUGCCACUGCUGGUUUACUUGGGUUAUGGCUUGGGUUACACCCCUCCACAACACACCUGAUGGUCACGAGAUGCCUCAGGUCCUGCACGAAGGCUACACUUUAUUCAGGAACCUCACACUGGCAACCUUGUGACAGCUGAGCACAGGUCAUUAUUGGACAUAAGUACACCAGAUCACACUGGCAAGAGCAGCUGUAGAAAAAUGCCCCUGAACUCCCUUUGGACUAUGGUCUGUGUUGCUUCACAGUGUCACGCACUCAACUGCCACAUCCAUGUUCCAGAGAAUUAAAGCCUUUCUUUCUCUACUCAGCAGUCCUAGAAAAGAAGAAUAGCCCAUGCAAAUGCUGAAGUUUUCUUGCUCGCUCCACCAAUCAAGGAGAAUCUCAUU
Messenger RNA from Falco peregrinus (peregrine falcon), 7549 nucleotides. It is a transcript of the gene WDR41, whose product is annotated as WD repeat domain 41. Gene Ontology annotation, biological process: regulation of autophagy. NCBI's taxonomy places the organism in Eukaryota, Metazoa, Chordata, Aves, Falconiformes, Falconidae. Gene Ontology annotation, cellular component: lysosomal membrane. The transcript has 13 exons. Bases 173 to 1447 code for a protein of 424 amino acids. The record is from RefSeq and is a predicted model, not a curated record. Gene Ontology annotation, molecular function: protein binding.